Molecule: messenger RNA, 949 nt
Organism: Branchiostoma belcheri (Belcher's lancelet)
Lineage: Eukaryota; Metazoa; Chordata; Leptocardii; Amphioxiformes; Branchiostomatidae
Product: E3 ubiquitin-protein ligase CCNB1IP1-like
Exons: 12
Coding region: 92-949 (285 amino acids)
Biological process (GO): reciprocal meiotic recombination
Cellular component (GO): synaptonemal complex
Molecular function (GO): ubiquitin protein ligase activity
Source: RefSeq, a predicted model, not a curated record
CGAGAUUUCGAAAAGCCGCCAUUUUGGAAAAUCGAAAAUUCUACGAUUCGCUGAAAACAAGAAAAGGAAGAGAAAGUAAAGUGACGCCACAAUGGACAACGAUCUCAUCUGCAACUACAAGAAGUGUCGCAAGAGGCUCACCACGUUCGCUUGGGUGACCUCCUGCUCCCAUAUAUUCUGUGAUGAGGAUGGAACCAGGGAGUUUAACAAAUGUUACACCUGCCCAGCAUGUGAAACCAGUUUGUCAGACAAGUUUGACAUCGUCAGAAUCGACCUCCAGCCUUCAGAGCAGUACAAGUCGAUGGUUCUGGCAGGACAGAGACCAGAGGUGAUUAUGGAGAUCUGUUCUCGAGCCAUGUCCUUCUGGACUUACCAGUCUCACCAGGAGCGGACAUACCAGGAGUACAUGUGUAACAAGGCGAAGGAGAGAAGUGUUCAGCUGGAGAAGUACUAUGAACAGGUGCUGAGCACAACACAGGCUGAACUCAGCUCUCUCAAGAACCAAAUCUCAGCUAACCGCAAAGAGCUGGAGAGCACCAAGAAGCGGUUUAAUGAGGUGUCCGAGAAGCUGAUGGAGAGGAACAGGCAGCACCAGAAACUGCAGUCCAUGUACGACGCACUCAGGAGACGGACCAUCACGCCCUCAAGCUUCGACGGGCAGCUGGGGAGAGCGCCCCCUGCCGCGCUGAGGGGGCAUGACAGCAGCUUCGACAUGCCCAUCGCCACCGGACAAGACGUGCUGGCGCGACAGAGCAGUUUGUCCAACGUACUGAGGCCCGCCGGAACUCCGCCUGAAAAAGAGUUUGUGCUGCGCCCGUCCAGCACCCCGGUACAGCUGAACCUGUCCCACCAGGACUUGAGCUCCGUGCACAUCGUGCAAAACCGCUUCAACAUGGAGCUGGGCACGCCGUCCAAACGGGCAGGGGGGUACCGCAGGGGGGCUGACUGA